AUGACGGAAUGUUAUUCAGCUCGUUGUCAACAGGAUCGUAAAUUAGCUCGACGAGAAUUUAAUAAAUGGACCAAAAAUGUCUUGCUACAAAUUGGAUUAGAGACAAUAUCAAAAAAUCAUUUUGAGUUCGAUGUGAACAUAUUUCAAGAUAAAGAUGAAGAACAAGUAGCAGUUGAUUUUAAUGCCGAUCAAGAAUGUUUGUUUUGUCUCAAUCGACAAGAAUAUUUAGGCAAACCAGUUGUUGACGACGAAGAAAAUGCACCACUGGACUUAAGUUUAAAGUCAACCACAAGUCAUUCGCCAUUGAUCACAUCAAAUCAUCGAACAAAUGUCAAACAUCGGCCAAUGUUUGAUAUCAAGUCAGAUAUGCCAUCGAUAUAUGGUCAAGAAGAAUUCGAUCGUUUUAUGUCUGAAAUGAUCGCCAGUCAGUUAGAAUUUUCACCUCAAGCGUAUAUGAAUUUGAAUUUGUUUCCAACAUCACCGACAAUUCCGAUUUUACACUCUCAACCACCGAAAAAGAAAAGUUCCAUCUCGCAAGAUAAUCGCAUUGCUCAGUUAGCCAAACAAAUGGCGUACGAACGAAUGCUACAAGAAAUUGAAUCUCAACGUCAUCCGUCUUCAGUCAAUAAGAAAUCAAAGAGUUCAUCUAAUCAUUCAUCAUCAGUUCUCACUGAAUCAUUUCAUGUUAAUCAUUUACUUAAUGAUGUCAUGAUGCGUAUAUUACACGAAAUGUUCGAGAAACAAAAACAGCAGCAGCAAACGGCAACAACAUCUACAUCACAACCGCGUGCGUCACGUAAAGGUGAACUAUUGUUUGUUAAAAAGCAAAAUAUCAACAAUGAUGAACAAUACAAUCCAAAUAUUUUUAACCAUUUUAAUAAUAACAAUAAUAAUAAUAAUCAUCAUAGCAAUAGCAAUGAAAAGUCACAAAAGUGUGUCGACAAGGUCAAUCCUUCGUCUUCAAGUUCUUCAUCCGCAUCGAGUGUCUCAUUGACUAGUUCGUCAUCGAUUCAUAAGAAAAGUAAACAUAAGUCCAAAUCACAUCAGUCAACAUCAUACAUUCCGAAAGGACGAUCGGUGGAUAUUAUAAAUAAUAAUAACAAGGUUAACAUUGGUAAUGAUGGCAAACAAAUCCGUCCAAAACGUGGACAGUAUCGUCGUUAUGAAUCGGAACAAUUAGCUAAAGCAGUCGCUGCGGUUUUAAGCAAUGAAAUGUCUGUACAUAAAGCAGGUUCCUAUUUUGGUGUACCACACUCGACGUUGGAAUACAAAGUCAAAGAAAGGAAUACGAAAACAUCGUCAACAACUAAGCCUAAGCAUGAAUCAACAUCUAUUAAUGAUAAUGAUAGCAAUGUAAUGUCACAAGGCGGUGAUAAUGACGAUGAAGAUGACGAUAAAUCAUCGAAAGGUCUUGGCAGUUGUAUACCGUUUUCAAACAGUAAUCUGAAUGAAGUCGAUGAUGAGAAUGAUUCGAAUGAUGCUGAUGAUGAUCUCGAAGAAUGUCUCAAUUGA
Adineta ricciae is the source of this 1512-nucleotide messenger RNA. Lineage: Eukaryota; Metazoa; Rotifera; Eurotatoria; Adinetida; Adinetidae. The record is from the annotation of a GenBank genome assembly.